UUCUCGAGAGUGUACGCGAAAUCGACGGCGAUGCGUUCCACAAGGCACGCUCAGGAUAUAGAAGGUGUGAACAAUUUUGAUGUGUUUUUGGGCGGAUCGUGCAAUCCGACAACGUGGCGUAAAGAUUUGGCCAUACCGUAUCUCCAACAGGCCAGACUAACUUUUUACAAUCCGCAAGUCGACCAUUGGAGUGAAGAUCUCAUUGAAACCGAGCACGCAGCCAAGGAGAACGCGUCCAUUUUGUUAUACGUGAUUGACAGCCAGACCAGAAAUGUGGUCGGCGGCAUAGAAUCAGCAAGCCUCACUUGCGGUCACCGAAACAACCUGGUGUUGGUCAUCCAUCCACCUGACGCAGUGACCGGAUCAACAGUGGCCGGUGAACAAAUCUCUUCCAGAGAAGCAGACGACAUACGAGAAGCCCUAACGGUGCUGCAUGAAAUCGCUACUGACCAAGGGAUAUUGGUGUUCGACAAUAUACCGCUUGCCUUGCGUGGAAUAACCCAGAUUUUGAAACACGAAACCCAUCAGAGUAACAGUACUACCAAGAGCAACAUCACAUACGGAAAUAUACGCCAUGUGUUUAACAUGUUUGACACUAAAGUUUCCGGAAAAAUUAACUUUUUUGACGCGAUGGUGGCUCUUCGGUUACUGACUAAUCAAAAUACAUCCGAACGCGAGAUAAUGAAUCUUAAGUUCGAAGAUUGUAAAGCUGUUGGAACUAUACAUCAAGAAUAUUUUACGUUCGAUCAAUUUCAUCUUUUCUCUUCUAAAUAUUAUCUUCGACUACCGGAAGAACCCAAUCGAAAAUUCGACGGAUUCGAUAUCACCGAUAGAUCGUUGUGUCUGCCACGAGAAUGUACAAAUACGACUGGAUCUUCAAAAAUAGUAGAUAUUUAUCUGGUAGGUGAAAACGGUUAUGAUAUCAAAUGGACAAAAGACAUCGCAGUUCCUAUGAUUAAAAAAGCCAAUUUAACGUAUCACAUAGUAACGAAGAUGGAUUUAUCGUUUUUAUCGAAUGCGUGUACGAUGUUAUUUGUAAUCCCAAAUAAUUCAAGAUCGUUAGCAACCAUGACGCUGGCAGCAUAUUGUAUCGCUAAAAAUUGUAAAAUGGUUUUAUGUAUACAGCAUCUCAGCAAAAAUAAUAGUACUGUUCGUGGAGAAAAGUUAACGCAAACAGCGAUAAAUGAUUACAAUCGUGGUAGAAUGUACUUGGCAGAUUUUGCAUCUCGAGGAAAAGUGCCUGUUUCCGAAUCAAUCGCUGAAGCGGUCGAAAUCGUUUUACAAAAAUUGUAUAAUUAUUGUUUGUUAUUUCUAUCACAGUUAUUUAAUGAUGAAAAGGUGCUUGCAUUAAAUAAGCUUUGGAUUCCAAUGCCUGGUUAUAAUUUUCCUAAAACUGGAAAAAGAAACUUAAAAUUCCAUCUUGAUAAAAGUGUUGGAAGAGGCAACCAUCAAGUCUUAGGUAAAUUGGUUUUUAAAAAAAAUUUGAUAACUGGAAAAAAGCACUUGGAGUUAACGGAUUUUUUAAAACACAUGAAGCUUCAGAUUAUCAUGAAACUUGCCAAUACAAGUAUGAUGCUUUUUUUUGCUGUAAAAAAUAAUCAAGUUGAAUCAAUUGAAGUUCAGGUCAAUGAUAAUUUAAAGAAAGAAAUUCAGGAAAAUCAAAAUCGUAUUAUUCCUAUGAUAAAAACGGUAUUAUUUUGUGGAAAGCAGGGAAUUGCACUCAGAGGUCACAGAGAUAGAGGUAUAAUUGGUAUUGAAGAUGACAAAAUGCAUAAUUAUGACAAUUUUAGACAGUUAUUGAGAUUUAGAGUCGACGCUGGUGACAAAGAUCUUGAAAAUCAUUUGGUGCCAUGUGCUAAAAAUGCUGAUGAAACAAGUGAUAUAUCAAAGAAGGAAAAAUUAACUUUAUGUAUCAGAUAUGUUAAUUCUGGUGAAAAAGAAAUUGAGGGAAAAUUUGUACAGUUUGUUGAACCUGCAAUUAUAUCUUCUAUAGAAGAAAUUUCUUUUUGGACAGAUGUUGAUACAUCAUCAACAGCUAAUCAACUUUCAGCUUCAAUAAACCAAUCUAUGUUCCAAGUAUCAUUCAUAAUUUUAGUUAAAUUAUUUUCAAUAUCUGUGCGACUGAGUAGAUUUUUACUAACUGAAAGUUUAGAUUUAAAACAAGCUCUUUAUUUUGCCAAUGUUACUCAAAACGCAUUAAAAGAUAUUCGUGUGAAUGCUAUUAAAGAGUUUAGUAGAGUAUUUAAGUCUGUUGAAACAUAUUGUAAUAAAAUUGGAAUUGAUGUUUGUAUUCCCAGAAUAUCAGGUCGCCAAGCACAUAGAAGUAAUGUAGCCAUAAACAAUCCAGAAAGUGAUAUAAGUGAAUAUUCGAAAACUGCUGAAUUACAAUUAUGGCAAAAUAGUUUUAAGCAUCAGUCAGAAAUUAUUCAAACAAAAAAAAUUGUUACAGGUCUGUACUUUCAGUGCGAUCCUCAAACAUACCCAAUCAUUUCAAAAUUGCUGCAAAUAUUUAUUACUUUACCAGUAACCACAGCCACUGGAAAACGGUCGUUUUCAACAUUACGACGUAUUAAGACCUACUAA
Messenger RNA from Sipha flava (yellow sugarcane aphid), 2583 nucleotides. RefSeq lists its product as uncharacterized. The coding region runs from base 31 to 2583 and encodes 850 amino acids. The record is from RefSeq and is a predicted model, not a curated record. Gene Ontology annotation, cellular component: plasma membrane. Lineage: Eukaryota; Metazoa; Arthropoda; Insecta; Hemiptera; Aphididae. The transcript has 16 exons. Gene Ontology annotation, molecular function: calcium ion binding; protein dimerization activity.